This is a messenger RNA of Cordyceps militaris CM01, 849 nucleotides long. Its product is annotated as Cyclin-like F-box. The coding region runs from base 1 to 849 and encodes 282 amino acids. Lineage: Eukaryota; Fungi; Ascomycota; Sordariomycetes; Hypocreales; Cordycipitaceae. Gene Ontology annotation, molecular function: protein binding. The transcript has a single exon. The record is from RefSeq and is a predicted model, not a curated record.
AUGUCUGAAUGUAUCUAUGACCCCAGCUUGUCUCGCCGGUUCCCCCCAAGGCACGCCCAGCGUACAUUUGAAUGGCACGACACCGGGACCGUUGUUGACAAGGCCGGUCUCGGGAAGCUCGGUGUCCUUCCAUUUGAGACGCUGCAGCAGAUUCUCGUCGACACCGACAUGCGAAGCCUCAUCCGCCUCCAGAGCGUCUGCAAGAACAUGAGGCGCGCCGUGGACACGAUCGCCGAGUUCCAUACUCUCCUCCGGUGCACACCCGACACCAUUCGCAUCAUGACCGCCGCCAAGGUCGACAGCAUGAUUGCCUGUCGCGAGCUCUACCGUGUCUUUUGCCGACCGAUGUGCGAUCUGUGUGACAAGCCGGGCGAAUACCUGUACUUGCUCGCCUGCCAUCGUCUCUGCUUUCACUGCCUCAGGUCGAACCCGCGAUACCGGCCGCUCCGCCCCAUGGAGGCUGUGCACCAGUUCGACUUUCCUGUGUGGCAGCUACCGUCUCUGCCGAUGUUACAGGUGCCGAAGUACUCGCCGAAGGCGCGGUACCGGCGGCAUUGGGGAUGGACUAAUACUACGGGCUGGCGCCUCAUUGACCGUGAGGUCGCGCUCCGUCACAGCAUGAUCGCCUCUCGACGCUCUUCGGUAUGCAUUGGCAGCGCCGUGAGCUCCAAGCUGAGUAUGAUCCGUCAGUCUGGUGCCCCCAAGACGAGAGAACGACUCUUACGUUAUUACAAGACGCCCUCUCAUCAGGUAGCCUUCUCUGCCUCUGUCUUGUUUCCUUACUACGAUGAGGGUACUGGGUGGGUGUGCAAGCCCUGUGUGCGACAUGUCAGAACUCCUGAUCUAUGA